Molecule: messenger RNA, 2019 nt
Organism: Pseudocercospora fijiensis CIRAD86
Lineage: Eukaryota; Fungi; Ascomycota; Dothideomycetes; Mycosphaerellales; Mycosphaerellaceae
Exons: 2
Biological process (GO): transmembrane transport
Cellular component (GO): plasma membrane
Molecular function (GO): transmembrane transporter activity
Source: RefSeq, a predicted model, not a curated record
UACGCCAGCCGCUUCUUGCAACAGUCAAACGCCCGCCUCAGCUUCACUCAAGAUGACCACCGAAGUCGAUCGCGAAAUCCCCUCGACCGACGACGUCUUCCCGCCUCUCACUCUCGCUACGUCCAAAGACCCGGCAUGACCGCGCAUCCAUACCACAACCCCGCUGCAUCGCAAUCACGCUUUCCCUUUGCUUCGCGCUUAUCUCGACAGGAACAUCAGGCACCACUCUUCCACAGCGCGAUGGACGACUUCGAGGAACAGGACGCGGGCGAGGAGUAUGAGCGCGAGGUGGCAGACAUGCAUGCGCUGCAACGGAGCAGGCAGCACUUUGGUCCGAGCAACUUGACCGAGAGCUCAGAGCUGGAAGAUGAUGGCAUCGAAAAGCUAGACGACACGCAGAAGGGCCAGAAUCACGACAGAGAUGAAAGUUUACCCAGAGGAAGGAUACGCGGCCCACCACAAGCGGAAAGCGCUCCAGACUCGGAACCCAGCUCGAGAGGCAAAGGCCGACUGGUUGAUAUCAACCUCAACAGCACCAUCGACGAAGAGCCCCCGGAGUCGCUCGCCCAACUGUCUCCCUCCGAACCUCCAAAGCACGACGGCUUUUGGUCCAAUCUUUUCACUACAUCUCUAUGCGCCAUGUUUGCUGCGUUUGUGCUGACGUGGUUCCAAACGUCGACACCAAAGAGUCCUCUCGGCGACACCAUCUACACUGCUCUCCGGAGCAGCACAAGCAUGCUCCUAUGGGACAGCUUCAUUGCAGUCGUGGCCGCCUUGAUCUGGCUCAACCUGAUGCGAAACAACCCACGCGUCACGGUAUUUGCUAUGAUUGUGGCAGUGCCCGUCGUCUUGUUUGCCUUCACUCUGUACCCUUUGAUUAGCAGUUUCAAAGGUUCAUACCACGGAAACUCGAUCCAGGAUAAGCUGAUGCGCUGGGGUUCUUUCAUUCCUGCAAUCAUGGCUGUCUUCUUCACGUGGAGCGUCAUCAGGAACCGCCACAGUCUCAACAAGUCGGUGCAGAUUCUCGAGUUCAGCACGAAAGUCCUUGCUGCAUCGCCGUAUCUGCUCAUUCAGGGCUUCAUCACGCUCGGGGUUGUCGUCUGCUUCUCGUGGAUCUGGAUGCUCAUGUUCGAGCGAGUCUUCCUUACUGGGACAUUGAGCGCCGCAAAGAAGUACAUCCUCUAUGCAAACAGCUGGUGGCUUGGAGCCUUCUUCGUGCUGCAAUAUCUCUGGACCCUUGGCGUGAUCGCAGGCGUGCAGAGAGCAACUACUGCAGCGACCGUGUCUCAAUGGUACUUUCACCGUCUGGCAGUGCCACAGCCGACGAGUCAAGAAGUUGUUAAGGCUAGCUUCCAGCACGCUAUUGGAGCUCUUUUCGGAACGGUGUGUCUCAGCACCUUUUUGAGCUUGCUUGUCCGUCUUCCACUCAUCAUUCUUCCGGGACGACUGUCGGGCGUUCUCAGCAUGGCCUUUCACUGGAUCAUGCCUGCCAGCGUGGUCACAUUAACCAACCCUCUGACACUCACCCAUGCCGCCAUUCACAGUCAGCCACUUGGGAUCUCCGCACGUGAAAUGAAUCGACUCAAUUUCACCUCGCGGACCAACCCCAGCAACACACUGGGGCCACGCAAUUUCAAUCCUGGUGGACAAAACGGGAGUGCGCUACUGCCAUAUCGCCUUUCCAAGCUCCUGCUGCAAGCCACUCGCUGGAUAAUGUCCUUCGCUUUAGGGUUUGGCGGCUGGGUCCGGGCUGCGCAUAGCAUCAAGCUGGACGGUCCGGGGGGAGGCAUCCGUGGCAGCCUGUACGCCUACAUCAUCGCGCUCAUCGCCGGAACUAUUGGCUUCGCGGUCUUGGGAGCUGUCGAGAAUGUGGUGGGUGCCGUGGUCGAUGCGACUGUCAUUUGCUGGGCAAGUGAGAGCAUGGGUGGCAGAGCCGAAGCGAGGUUCUGUCGCGAGGCUGGUGAGCUUUUCGGCGAGGAGGGCAGAUUGAACCUCGAUGAUCGCAGAGGUAUGGUUUGA